Messenger RNA from Rhopilema esculentum, 1143 nucleotides. Its product is annotated as lipoyl amidotransferase LIPT1, mitochondrial-like. Gene Ontology annotation, biological process: protein lipoylation. Gene Ontology annotation, cellular component: mitochondrion; cytoplasm. The record is from RefSeq and is a predicted model, not a curated record. Lineage: Eukaryota; Metazoa; Cnidaria; Scyphozoa; Rhizostomeae; Rhizostomatidae. Gene Ontology annotation, molecular function: lipoyltransferase activity.
AUGCUUUUUGGAAGUUGUUUUCAGCGUUUUUCUUGCAAAAUACGUCUAAAAAGAUUGGUAACCUUGAAUGGAAGAAACUGCGCCACGACAAGACAAAAAUCUGUUCUUGUUUACAGAUCCACUUCUUUGGACCCGUUCGUCAAUUUGGCGUUCGAGGAUUUGAUCCAUGAUCAAGUUGAUAAUGCAAACACAAAAAUCUUAUUUCUAUGGAGGAAUGAACCGACUGUUGUAAUUGGUAGACAUCAAAAUCCAUGGAAAGAAUGCAACCUCGAGUUGGUAAAAUCCAAAGGAAUUAAUCUGGUUAGAAGAAAGAGUGGUGGGGGUACGGUAUAUCAUGACCCAGGCAAUCUCAAUUUCACAUUUUUCACGGACAGACACGAUUAUAAUCGAAAAAGAAACCUCGAAUUUAUAGCAAAUUUUUUAAAAUGUUUUUAUAAGUUUGAUGUGUCUCUCAAUGAGAGGGAUGACUUGGUCUUAGAAACCAAAUACAAAAUUUCUGGAACUGCUGCAAAGCUUGGAUUGAACAAAGCAUACCACCACUGCACAUUACUGUGCAAUAUAGACACUACAGUACUAGAUUCGGUUCUUCAUCCUAAUUAUAUAGGUAUAGAUUCAAAUGCUACACAAAGUGUGAAAUCAAAGACAAAGAAUUUAUUCAACAACUCAGAAUCUUUUGAUUGGGAAGAGAUAACUAAAGAAUUGGCAAAAGCAUUUGUUGGACAAUACCAGUCAACAGACAAGUCACUUAACUCCAAUGAAUGUUUGAUUGAUGUUGAUCCUUUAUUUAUAGAUCAGUCUCAAGAAAUUUUAAAAAGGAGAGAUGACUUCUCUGAGUGGGAUUGGAACUAUGGCAAAACACCAAAAUUCAGCUUUCAAACCAAAAAACAAUUUCCUUUUGAUACAGUUAACUUGAAAAUGACUAUCAACAAAGGUUUAAUCUCACAAGUUGAUAUAGAUUGUAAUAAUAGUAUGAUAGAGAUAAUCAUUUCAAAAUUUGUAGAAAAACUACUUGGAAAUAGGUUUGAGCGAUCAGAUAUUUUAGCAACCUUGAGCUAUCAACUUUCCAAUCACAGUUUUAACCAAAGCCAAGAGGAUAAUGUUAGAAGAGAGACUGCAGAGUGGAUAACUUCCUUUUUUCAUUGA